Messenger RNA from Geosmithia morbida, 1611 nucleotides. Its product is annotated as Cytochrome P450. NCBI's taxonomy places the organism in Eukaryota, Fungi, Ascomycota, Sordariomycetes, Hypocreales, Bionectriaceae. The record is from RefSeq and is a predicted model, not a curated record. The transcript is spliced from 4 exons. Bases 1 to 1611 code for a protein of 536 amino acids. Gene Ontology annotation, molecular function: heme binding; iron ion binding; oxidoreductase activity, acting on paired donors, with incorporation or reduction of molecular oxygen.
AUGGCCGAACAUCUACGAGUGCUGGGCCUGCUGCUCAGCAUAGGAGUGCUCUAUACGCUCUGCCUGUGCUUGUAUCGAAUCGUCUUCCACCCACUGGCUAGAUAUCCGGGUCCCCUGGUGGCCAAGGUGACGGACGCAUAUCAGCUUUACCAUGCGUACUGCGGUGACCGGCACAUUGAAUUCUGGCGCCUCCACCAGCGGUACGGACCGGUCGUGCGCUUCGGCCCCAACUCGCUGGUGUUCGACUCCUCGACGGCCCUGAAGGACGUCUACGGCUUCCGGUCCAAUGUGCGUAAGGCAGAGUUCUACGAUGCCUUUGCCCACCCCGUCGCAAACACGCACAACACGCGGGACAAGCAUGUCCACGCCCGGAAGAGGCGCGUGCUCUCCCAGGCCUUCUCGGACGAUGCCAUGCGCAGCAUAGAGCGGUAUAUCUUGCACAACGUCCGGUCCUUCUGUGAGCAGAUCGGGCCCUUGGGGUCUGAGGCACAGCAGGAGAAGGGUGCGGGUGGCUGGACGGGCCCCCGUCUCAUGAGUGACUGGUGCAGCUACCUCGCCAUGGAUAAUCUCGGUGAUCUCAGCUUUGGCAAGGCGUUUCAAAUGCUCGAGAAUCCGGACAACAGGUUUGCCUUGGGCCUUGUCGAGGCUGCUACCACUAGGCAUCUUAUUGAGAGACGUAAACAAAAGUGCGGCACUAUGCCCAUUAUCAACAAACUGAAGAUCGACAGGGUCAUGUUCCCAAAUAUUGCAGCCGGUCGUGCCCGGUACAUGGCGUACAGCAAGGGUCAGCUGACGGAGCGCACCAAGCUGGGCGAGGAUUCGGAUCGUCGGGAUUUCUUCUACUACCUCCUCAAGGCGAGGGAUCCCGAGACGGGACAAGGAUUUAGUAUUCCCGAGCUGUGGGCAGAGUCAAAUCUCCUCAUCAUUGCCGGUUCCGACACGACCUCGACGGCCAUGGCGGCAACCUUCUUCUACCUUGUUCGCAACGACCACGCCCUGCGCACCGUUACAGAUGAAGUACGCGCCAAGUUCACCGACGUCGAGGACAUUGUGCAAGGCCCGACCCUCUCGUCGUGUACGUACCUGAAGGCGUGUAUAGACGAGGCCAUGCGCAUGUCUCCCUCCGUCGGUGGCAUUGUACCCCGCGAGGUUCUAUCCGGCGGCAUGACCAUUGACGGGAUGCUCGUCCCUGAGGGCACCGUCGUUGGCGUCCCGCACUAUGCUGUCCAUCAUAACCCAGCGUACUUUACUCGCCCUUUUGACUAUGUGCCUGAGCGGUGGAUAGUGGGCGCGCGCAGCCCCCUCAAAGGUGAUGAGAUGACGACGACUCAGGAUGAUGUUUCGAGGGCACAGAGUGCAUUUUGCCCGUUCAGUGUCGGUCCCAGGGGAUGUAUCGGCAAGGGCCUCGCGUAUCUCGAGAUGACGACGACGUUAGCCAGGACCAUCUUCCUGUACGAUAUGCGCAGGGCGGUGGGUAUCGUAGAUCCAGGAGAGGGUGCGCCCGAGUUGGGAUGGGGAAGGCACCGCAAGGAGGAGUUUCAGCUGUUUGAUACGUUUACCAGUGCAAAGACGGGACCGUUGGUUGAGUUCAAGAGGGUUGAGAGGUCUUGA